AUUGUAGUGUAGUGCUGGGCGCGCCUUUCACAUGAUGAAAAUUUGCUGCGCGUAAGCCAUGCACUUGCACUGCACUGCACAAGCCACGCAUUUCCCGAUUAGCAUACUCCGUGUCUUAACCCCUCAUUUUACAUCUGGUCACUCUCUUCCUUUAACACCACACCUCCUAAAUAAAUUCUCACACACUCUCUCUCUCCCUCCCCUAAAUACCCCAUUGCUGAGAUACAUACUGAAAGCAACUCAUCUCCCAAAUUUCUUCUCCUCUCUGCACUACAGUAUAAUUAGAAGAAGAAAGAUGAAAACCCAAGUUGAAGAAAAGUUCUCUGACUUCUAUGCGAAAUGGAUGGACCAACUUGAACAUCUUCUUCAGCUUCUUCUAGUGGUUUCAAGAGAUGGGCAUUCUCAGGAAGCAGGCUACCAGUCCAUGGUUAACAAACUUACGGCUCACCACAAGGAAUACUACACAUUCAAAUGGGCUUCGGCCCAUGAAGACGUUUUGGCCUUCUUUGCUCCGGUUUGGAUGAGUCCUCUUGAGAACGCCUAUCUUUGGGUCACUGGCUGGAAGCCGUCGACGGUUUUCCGGCUUGUUGAGUCCCUGAGAGGGGUUCAGCCGGAAGGUGGUAUGAAGCUCUCUGGCCUGACUGAGGAGCAGGUAAAGAAGAUUGAGGCUUUGAGAGUGAAGAUUAAGGUCGAGGAGGAGAGGGUGGAGAGGGAGAUGGAGAGACAGCAGGUGGGCAUGGCGGACAGGAAAAUGGUGGAGCUGGCGACGCUGGAGAGGCAAGCCAAGAAGAAUGGAGGCGCCGCCACAGUUGCUCAGGUGGACGGCCUGGUGGAGGUGGCGCUGAAAGGGUUGUUGGCUGGGUUGGAGAAAGUGAUGAAAAUGGCAGAUUGUGUUAGGCUGAAGACACUGAAAGGGAUGUUGGAUAUUUUGAAUCCUAUGCAGUGCGUGGAUUUCUUGGCUGCUGCUUCAAUGCUUCAAAUUCAGAUAAGGAAAUGGGGCAAAAAGAGAGAAGAAAAGAGCGUUUUAAUCACAGUGAAAACCAUGUGACACAAGUUUUUUAAUUAGAUUUAGCUAUUUUUGGGUUUUUUUUUUCUCCCUUCUUUUCAUGAGUUAAUUAGAUUUAGUUAUUUUAAUGAGAGAGCUGGUAGGUAUAUAUAUAAAUGUAUUGAUCGUUUCCUGUGUAUAUGUAAAACAGGUUGUGCAUAUGCUGCUUGCUUGUGCAAUUUUCGCGAGCUUCCAAUA
This is a messenger RNA of Sesamum indicum (sesame), 1243 nucleotides long. Its product is annotated as protein DOG1-like 4. The record is from RefSeq and is a predicted model, not a curated record. Gene Ontology annotation, biological process: DNA-templated transcription. Gene Ontology annotation, molecular function: sequence-specific DNA binding. Lineage: Eukaryota; Viridiplantae; Streptophyta; Magnoliopsida; Lamiales; Pedaliaceae.